AUGGCGAGCAACACCAAAGGUCGCGUACCUACGGGCUUUGCUGACGAAAUCGUCAUCAGCGAAGCCUCUUUCCGUUCGGCGCACCGCGCGCGCGAGGCAGCAACUGAACCACCGAGCAAAAAGCGCAAGAGAGAAGAAAAGGGCGACUCCAGUAUUGUGUACGGCAAAGGCGCAUACAAGGGCCCAUGGGCAAAAUACCAGUUCGAGCGACCGGACGCUGCGUCGGACGAGGAGGGCUCCGACGUGGAAAUCGUGUAUGAAGAGGACGAGAUCGAAGAGCAGCCUGCGGCACCGACAACGAAGGAUGGGACCGCGUACGAGCACGAGGAUGCGGCGGAAGAGAAGACGGUCUUCCAUGGCUCGCAAGAGUUCGACUACCAAGGGCGCACAUAUAUGCAUGUGCCGCAGGAUUUGGGAAUCAGCUUGCGGGGCGAGAUCACCGACCUCAAAAACUACAUCCCCAAGAAGUGCAUCCACACCUGGAAACACCACACCAAGGCCAUCAACGCGCUGCGCUUUUUCCCCGACUCGGGCCACCUUCUGCUGUCAGCGUCUGCGGACAACACAGUCAAGAUUUGGGAUGUCUAUCACAAUCGCGAACUGCUGCGGAGUUACAUGGGGCACAACAAGUCCGUCAACGACAUUUGCUUCAACAACGAUGGCACGCAGUUCCUGUCCGCCUCGUACGACCGUCAGAUGAAGCUGUGGGAUACGGAGACCGGCAAGUGCAUCACAAAGUUCUCGACCGGCAAGACGCCGCAUGUCGUGCGCUUCAACCCCGAUCCCGCGCUCAACCACGAGUUCCUGGCUGGUAUGGCGGACAAGAAGAUUGUGCAGUUCGAUACGAGGACGCAGCAGAUGGUGCAAGAGUACGAUCAUCACCUGGGACCAGUCAACACCAUCACCUUCUGCGACGAGAACAGGCGGUUCAUCACGACGUCAGACGACAAGUCGCUGCGUGCGUGGGAGUAUGGUAUCCCGGUGCCGAUCAAGUUUAUCGCGGAGCCGUACAUGUACCCGAUGGUGCGGAGCGCGCCGCACCCGUCCGGCAAGUACGUGGCGUUCCAGUCGUCGGACAACCAGAUCGUCGUGUACGCGUGCACCGACCGCUUCCGGCAGAACCGCAAGAAGUCGUUCCGCGGCCACAACAAUGCGGGCUACGCCAUCGAUGUGUCCAUCUCGCCCGAUGGCCAGUUCGUGUCGUCGGGCGACAGCGGCGGCUUCGUCACCUUCUGGGACUGGAAGACGUGCAAGAUGUACCACAAGAUCCAGGCGAGCGAUGCACCCGUCAUCAGCACCAACUGGCACCCGAGGGAGACAAGCAAGGUCGUCACGGGCGAUUUGAACGGCGUGAUCAAGUUCUGGGAUUGA
This is a messenger RNA of Lasiodiplodia theobromae, 1371 nucleotides long. RefSeq names its product Transcriptional repressor. The record is from RefSeq and is a predicted model, not a curated record. The transcript has a single exon. Lineage: Eukaryota; Fungi; Ascomycota; Dothideomycetes; Botryosphaeriales; Botryosphaeriaceae. Gene Ontology annotation, biological process: mRNA splicing, via spliceosome. Gene Ontology annotation, cellular component: catalytic step 2 spliceosome. The coding region runs from base 1 to 1371 and encodes 456 amino acids. Gene Ontology annotation, molecular function: mRNA binding; protein binding.